UUUAUAAGAAAGCUCGCAAUAUUGUUAUACACUAUUCAGUUGUGACAAUACACAAUACAAUAAAAUUGAAAAUAUGCACAAAAAAGAAAAUAUAAGCUCUUCAAUGAAAGUCACUAUAUUGGAUGGAAAUGAAUCUCCUGGAGAUGCUAGUGUUGCAUACAAGGAAUAUAUUGAAGACUCAUAUAUAACUAAAUUAACAACAAAAUUUGUUAAACAAGGUCGACGAUAUGGGGAUGAACAGGAAAAAACGAAGAUAAUUCAUUCUCUUAUACAGGGUGUCUCAGAAACUGAAGUUGGUCAAAGAAGACAAAAAGGUGAACUAGUUGAACAGGGAUUAGACAUUGAUGUGAUCUUGAACAAAGAAGAGAAAAUAACAAGGGAAACUUUGAGGGAAAUGCGAGAUGACAUUGUCUUAUGGAUAAAAAAUACCAAAGAAAGUAUUAAGUGUCUCCGAGAACUGGCUGACGAAAUCGAAGACCUGUUUAAAAAAACGUCUAAGGCUAAAAUAGGAGGUUCUGCAGCUUCUAUUGCUGGUGGAAUUGUAGCUAUUGUUGGCUUUGGUCUCUCUUUUGUCACGUUCGGCACAUCACUGAUUUUAACCAUUGCAGGUGGGGUAGUAGCAGGAGCAGGCGGUGUGACAACAGGUGCUGCGUCUGUUGUAAACCUUGUAAAAUCGUCAACUAAAACCAAAGCUGCGGAAGAGGCUAUAAAUAAGUAUAACGAGCAAUCAGACAAAAUAAAAAUGAAAUGUAUCGAACUUUCGCAAGGCAUAGAAGACAUUGAUAGUACAAUACCGGAAUGGGUACGUUUUUGGGGAAAACUUACACAGGGAUGUGCAUCUACAGCUGUGAACGCUAGCUGGUCUGUUGUCGGAAAAACCAUCAUUAACAGUUUGAAGCUUUCGGGAAGUUUAGCGGAAGAUGCAUCUAACGCCGGCAAGACGUUAUUCCGUGUUGCAGGAACGGCUGCACGUGGUGCCCAUAUCGCUGGGGUGUGGUCGGAAUACUUUUACUUCCGAUUGACGUGCACACUCUUGUCAGCUCUGCUGUAGAUGUUGGAAAAGGAAAAAUUCCCGACUCUGCUAAAGCAAUAAGGGAGGUAGCUGAUAAGAUGGAAAAGGGAUGUCCUACUAUAAAGGAAGUUGAUGAAAUGACUAAACGUACAAUAAAUCGACUUUAAAAGCAUAUCGAAGACAGUUGCUACAAACUACAUUCCUGCAUGUCUUAAAUGUUUACAUUUUUGUUAAUUCAAAUCUAAACUCUAACUCUAAGUGCAUGAAAACGACCAAAUUCUAAUAGUCGUGUAGUCAAGCUUAACAACCCUAUUAUGUAUGGAAAUUACGAUAUGCAAUGUAGGCGUAAUUAUCCGAUUCAGUGAGUUAAAGUUUUAAACCUUAUCUGCCAUGUCACAGUUUGGUCAUUUUUGUGACAGAUGAUUUUUGUUCAGGGAAUUAUAUUAUUCUGUUUAGCCACAUCUCUUUUCGUCAUUAUAGUAAGAUUAGUUAGAAACAACACUCGGAUUAAAAUCAGCUCCUAAUUAAUACUAUUACAUGUUAUAAAUAACUUGAGGAGAUCUGAACUAGAGUGUUAUUGUUAGAAACAAUAAACUUUUUCAUUUUGCAUUUUGCUUUUUCUGAAACAGGUAUAUGUAAUGCAUUAUUUCUAAUAGACUAGCUUUGAAACGCUUGAAACGAUUUAUAUAUUUAGUAUUGUAGUUGCAAUGGCUUACUUUUGCCAGUUGUAAAGAGUUAGACCAGAUUUCGUGCAGUGUGAAUAGGUCCUGUUUAGUUAAAGAUUUCAAAAUUAUUUUCUAGCAACAAAUGCAGUUUCAUGUCAAGAUCAGCAUGUGUUUGCUUACGGUCCUUCUUUGUACGUGUAUCAUUGAAAUGAACUGCUUUAGAUAUGGCAUAUAUGCAUAACAAAUGUUUCUCGACCCUUUAUCAGUGUAUUGUCCGGGGUUGGUCUGGUUGUAUUACGCUUGCUUUGGAAUAGGAUUCGCCUUACACUGUAUAUAUUAUGCGGACAAUCUUAAUAUCCUUAAACAGAGUCAUGAUGUUUACUCCAUUUAGGCCGUGUGAAAUAGCCAGGGCAGAAUAUUUCUGUAGAGCCAUAACACGAGCAGCGGUCGUGUUCUUUUAGUAUCAAAAUGAUUAUGUGUAACAUGUAUAUUAUAAAGGUCAGUGAAACGAAACAAUAUCAGUUGUGAGAAAUAAUUUUCUUUACGCAAAUUCAACAUUUAUUAAUUAUGAUGCUUUUUAGUAUA
Molecule: messenger RNA, 2262 nt
Organism: Ruditapes philippinarum (Manila clam)
Lineage: Eukaryota; Metazoa; Mollusca; Bivalvia; Venerida; Veneridae
Exons: 3
Coding region: 74-1051 (325 amino acids)
Biological process (GO): lipoprotein metabolic process; lipid transport
Cellular component (GO): membrane; extracellular region
Molecular function (GO): lipid binding
Source: RefSeq, a predicted model, not a curated record